This is a messenger RNA of Pleuronectes platessa (European plaice), 2584 nucleotides long. Its product is annotated as sterile alpha motif domain-containing protein 3-like. The record is from RefSeq and is a predicted model, not a curated record. Bases 739 to 2271 code for a protein of 510 amino acids. The transcript is spliced from 7 exons. NCBI's taxonomy places the organism in Eukaryota, Metazoa, Chordata, Actinopteri, Pleuronectiformes, Pleuronectidae.
CCCCUCAUAUUUACAGAAUAAGUAUAAGUGAAUUUUAAGAAAUAAACAGUCCGACGGAACGGUGUAAAUGUAUCUAUUAAAUAUUAACAAACUACAAAAUCGUCUCCACAGGUAGUACCUACACGAUUUUACUUUGAAGUUCGAGGUUCAUUUCCUGUUCUGACGGUUAAGCUUCCGUUUGAGCGGGCUUUGACCGGAGGUUAAUCUCUAGAAGGCGCGCACCGAGUUUUACCCAGAGAUAUUUGUUCCUCACCGGUACCGACAGAAAACGACAGAGAAGACCUGCAGACCUGUCUUUUGUGCUUCUGGUUCUAAGUCAUCAACGCCCAAGGAUACAAUUGUAAGUAUUCAAUUUGAAGUUAAGAAUGUGAGCCACACAUUACACAAAUAUGACAAUUUAUAUGUAUAAAAGUAGUCCUAUCUACUAAGCUAGCAAGACUUGUCGGGAACUUACUGAACUUGUGUGAUGUAAAGUUUUGAUGAUACAUGGCAGUGUGUUAUUUUUUUAUUGUGUUAAUCAUGUAAACUCUAAUUUCAACAUCCAGGUAAACCAAUCUGUUGGAGCAUCCUCAUCCUCCUUGGCAAAUUUAAAACCGAAUCUUAGACUACCCCACUGGAAUAUCUUCUUCUAGUUUUGCUAGGUAGCUGCUCCUAAUAUGACUUGGAACUAAGGAUUGCUGCUGUUGACUCCGAAGAGGUUCCUACAAGUGAGACAGAAUUGAGACUACUCAUUGUGCAAUGGCAGCUGAACCUUCAGAAAUGAUCCUCCGUGUCAUUGAGGCAGACCGUGUUAUAAAAUUAAAACUCAGCUCCCGGCCUAGCUCUGUUGACCAACUAAUCAACAUUUUGAAACACAAACUAGAAUUGGACAAUGACUUUAGCUUACACUAUGAAGAUCCAGAUUUUGAUGGGAAACUCACUUCACUAGUGGACAUUAACGAGUUGCCACAAAAAGCUGUUGUGCAUAUUUCCCUUUCAAAUGAUUCCAGCGCUGUUGCAUCAACUGAAACACUCUCAAACAUGUCAACACCGGAACGUCUUAGCAGAUGGCCUUCAGGUCCUUUUCCGAUUCCAUCGUUUUCAUUUGUUGUUGAGGUAAUGCUUACAGAAGGCAAUAGGGAAUUUGAGAAAAAUGGAACCCCUCUUCGGCUGGCUAGAGACCAAAAGCAUGACAUUCUUGAGCAACUUGCUUCUACGAUAUAUGGUUUUAAGGCUUACCCAAGUGACAAAGAGUUAGCUAAGGCAGCUGAAGCUCUUGUGGCCAAACAUCCAUGUUUAAAGGAAGCAGGAUCUGACACUGGAUGGAAUGGCUGGAAAAACAGCAUCAAGUUUAAAAUGGGUAACUACAGGACCAAGAUGAGAAGGGUCGGCUGUAAAGAGGUCACCGUAAAUGCUGGAAAAAGAAGCCGAAGAAACCCUGACAAUGAACCUUCACACACUAACAUCAAAAGGCCCAAGCGGGCAGAAGUUAACUUUCUGCCAAACUUUCCCCAAGGAGAAGAUUCCUCAAGUCUCGAACAUUUGAGGGAUCUUAUUGUUGAAGAAGUAAAGAAGACUGAGAGAAACCUUCCUCUCAUUAGUAAGAUGAUGCAGACCACAUUCGCCUUGCGGCGACAGACAAUAGUGAUGUCCUGCCCACCAGUGAAACAGCUCUUGGACCUGUGGCCUGCUCUUCGCAUGCAGUCUGAGGUGUUUGCAGAGUUCCAGCGGAUAACUAACCAGAACCUGUCUAACACAUUCUAUGCCGAACUUGAUCGCCACACUCCUCGUUUGAUGGCUUUAUUCCGACAAAAGGCUUCUAGAACUGGAAAGAAUGCAGAUGCUUUGGCUGAAAUUUUCAAAGUCCAUGAUGAACAGGUAUUACAUGAUAUCCACUCAAGGCGUACCACUGUUCUCCAUGCCCUUCCUGUGUAUCUGCGUGAAGAUACCUCCGGAUUUUUCCAAACAUGUGUGGAUGGUUUGGAUGAGCCAGGUUUUGGGGAUGCGUCAGUUGCUCUCCUUACAACAAUCAGCGACAAUUCAAUGAGUCGAGUUCACUACCAACCAGAGAAAAUCUCAGUUGUCCUAGAGGGUGAAGUGGUGGCCACCCUCCCGAGACUCGCUGAUGCCUUUCUGGUAAUGUUCGGCCUUACCUAUGCACUACAUCUCAGCUAUCCCAAAGGACUGACCAACACCUUCGAAUUUGCUCAGAAAAUUUUACUUGGUCUGGAAGAAUGUAAAUUGUCACCCAGACUGCAGUCGCUGAAGAAUGACUUGAUGGGACAUGUGUAGAACUGGAAGAUCUGAAAAGCAAUAAUGGAAUAAUCUGGCUCAUUCAGUUAAGAGCCUAAUCCAUAACAAAAAUAUGUUACUGUCUGUGUUAGCUGUUGUUCAACUAUUAAUGUUAAAAUUGCUGCUCUAUAAGCUGUCAAGCACUUGUUGCUACCUCACUGGUUUGCAGCCAGAUGGCACAGCGUGUGCAUAUGCAAUUUUUGUGUUUACUUUAAUUGUUAACUCUUCUUUUUGAUAUUGAAAUAUUUUUGUCCCAGUUUGUGAUGAAAAUGCAGAGCAUGAACGAAAAACAUGCUGAUGCCUUCUUGGUUAC